Molecule: messenger RNA, 1733 nt
Organism: Aspergillus costaricaensis CBS 115574
Lineage: Eukaryota; Fungi; Ascomycota; Eurotiomycetes; Eurotiales; Aspergillaceae
Product: NEDD8-activating enzyme E1 regulatory subunit
Exons: 2
Coding region: 1-1677 (558 amino acids)
Biological process (GO): protein neddylation
Cellular component (GO): cytoplasm
Molecular function (GO): NEDD8 activating enzyme activity
Source: RefSeq, a predicted model, not a curated record
AUGGCAGAGGCCUUCCCGAGUGCUUUGGUUGGACCGUCCUCGAAAGAGAGGAAAUAUGAUCGCCAAUUGCGCUUGUGGGCAGCAAGUGGACAGCAAGCUCUAGAAGAGUCCCGCGUGCUUCUCGUCAACUCUGACGAACCCUGGGGCAAGCACAACACGGGUGUAUCCGGUGUAGUCGGCGUGGAAACCCUUAAGAAUCUUGUACUUCCUGGAGUCGGAGGUUUCACGAUUGUGGACCCUGCAGUUGUCACCGAGCCGGACCUCGGGGUCAACUUUUUCUUGGAAGAAGAGAGCUUGGGCAAGUCCCGAGCCGAGGAGACCUGUCGAUUGCUACGAGAACUAAACCCGGACGUAGAUGGAAGCUUCUAUACUAAGUCAAUCUCAGAACUGCUGAAGGACCCUGAGUUUCUUCCGCAGCACAAGCUGGUCUUGGUGUCUGGACCGGUAAAACGCCCUUCUUUGGAGGCCAUUUGCAAGGCUGCUAAAGAGUUUGGCAUCCCAGUAAUCUACACACGCUCGGUUGGAUUCUAUUCCACCUUCUCUCUCCAGCUCCCGGCCGCAUUCCCUAUAGUAGAGACACAUCCAGAUCCUGAAAGCACACAGGAUCUCCGUCUCCUAAACCCGUGGCCUGAGUUGGCAGCGGCCGGUGCUAGCAUUCGCAACCUGGACAGCCUGGAUGAUCACCAGCAUGGCCAUGUCCCGUACAUUCUGCUUCUUCUGCACCACCUAGAACAAUGGAAAGAAGCGCACGAUGGCCAGGUGCCAUCGAAUUACAAAGAGAAAUCAGAAUUCAGGGAACUGGUGCGGUCGAGUGCAAGAACAAGCAACCCCGAAGGUGGAGAGGAGAACUAUGAUGAGGCUGUUGCCGCAGUUUUGAAGACCUUGAACCCAUUCAGCUUACGCAGUUCCCUUCGUGAGAUCUUCGAGAUGGAAGAAUGCAAGCACCCAGCCCCGGACUCGGCCAACUUCUGGAUUAUCGCGGCGGCCAUCCGUGAAUACUACCAUAGACACAGUUUACUUCCUUUACCGGGCUCUCUACCCGACAUGAAGGCUCAAUCAGCCGACUAUGUUUCUCUUCAGAACAUCUACAAGUCAAAGGCUCGCAAGGACAUAGAAGAAGUUACUCAGAUCGUCCGAAGCCUUGAAGCACAGCUUGGACCACGCCCGGCCCCAGCUUCGGACAAGGAUAUUGAGGUCUUCUGCAAGAAUGCGGCUCACAUCAAGGUUAUCCAUGGCCGCGAUAUUCCGAUAGUGGAUGGGGAGGCAACUACUCUAAAGGCGAUUCGGAACAACAUUGAUAUUCCAGACUCCCUUGUGCCGACCUUCCUUGCCUUCCAGGCCCUGGAUGACAUAAUCACCGACAUCCAAGCGGGCAAGAUAUCAGAGGAGGCCUUGGAUGAUGAGAAGGUGUGGGACUCUGCAAUAGACCGCAUCCUUGGUGCGCUUCACCCUGAAGGUGCAUCCACUAUUGAGGACGGAGACGCGAGGGAGCGAAUCCUACAAGCGGCACAGGAGCUACGGAGGACGCAAGGCGGUGAACUACACAACAUCUCCUCGCUCACCGGAGGACUAGUCGCGCAGGAGGCGCUCAAAGUAAUUACCAGGCAGUAUGUGCCCUUGGAUAACACUUGCAUUUUUGACGGGGUGCGCAGCCGCAGCGAGAUGUACAAGCUAUGAAGACGGUGGCGAAUAUGAAACCUGCAGUAGCCCCCAUAAGGCAGCAUUAUGCCAUG